CCUUUCUUAUCCAUCAGCAUAACUGCAUCGACCCCCAGCUGUGUCUACUAGCGCUUGCUAUAUCAGACCAGUGGCUAUAAUACACAAGCACACGCGAUAUAUCUUCACAAGACGCUGACCCUAGACAACUUCACGCACCAAGCAACUUGACAGAUAAACUAUCCAACAUCGACCAUGGCGGCAAAUGUCCCUUGGAUUCUACCUGUUCGAGUCGCUCAAGUCAUUUUUGCUAUCAUCGUUCUUGGGUUAACAGCAUACUACAUCAGUUGGUAUAGCUACAGUGACACCGUGAAUUUCAUGCUUUUCAACGGUAUAUGGACAGCUUUCGUGGCCGCACCUUACCUUGCCUUCGCACCAAUGUACUUUCCACGGGUCGCCCAUAUACUAAUCAUGGUGGCUGUCGAAGCAGUCACCAUGAUCUUCUGGUUCGCAGGGUUCAUCGCCCUGGGUGUCUACCUGCCAACAUCAGAAUUUUGUCACUGGAGUAGAUGUCGGGCACUGCAGGCUGCAACCGUGUUUGGGGCAUUUGAAUGGGCACUCUUCGUCGCCACCACUGUAGUAGCUACGCGCGAGGCAAUGCGAUCAAGAUCCAACAGUGCGAGUACGAAGCCUGGCCCGUAUGCUUCUGGCCAUGUCCAUGUGUGAACAACGAAAGCGGGGAUCCAUCAAUCCACGUCUUAGCGAGGGCCUCAUUUGUGACUCGCCAAGACUAUUGAUGCCACCCAGAUACUACGCACGGGACGAUUGAUGACGAUAUGAAU
Molecule: messenger RNA, 761 nt
Organism: Aspergillus uvarum CBS 121591
Lineage: Eukaryota; Fungi; Ascomycota; Eurotiomycetes; Eurotiales; Aspergillaceae
Product: MARVEL domain-containing protein
Exons: 3
Coding region: 175-645 (156 amino acids)
Cellular component (GO): membrane
Source: RefSeq, a predicted model, not a curated record